UAUUCGAGGAUGUUGAGAGCGGGAGAUGGUCGGCAGAUGCGGAUGUAGCAUCACCAUUUAUAUCGAGAGGCUUCACACACAUUGCUUUAAUGAGCUACACAUGAAAUCAGCGGCAUUUGCGCACAUCAGAGAACCACUUUGGCUUUAAUAAGAAAAAUAUUCCUCUUGCUGGACAAACCUCUGCAUACUGCCUUUUAUCAAACGAGCCUGCAGGAACGCGCACUGCUCAUCAGAAACUAAUUUUUUCAUUGCAAAUUUGAUGCGUAAUGGUGAUCUCCAGAGGACACUGAGUAGGCUAUCCAAGAACUCUUGAGAAUCAACUCUUUUUCACUUAUAGCUAAAAAUAUGCAGGUCAUUUUGUUUGUUUCGGUCGUUUUUCUUUACUACAAAGCUGCUGUGGCGGAUACUAAACUUAAGUGUCCGGAGCGUUGCGAUGUGAGCAAGUGUCCGAGCCCGAGCUGUCCGAGCGGGUACGUGCCGGACCGCUGUGACUGCUGCCUGGUGUGUGCGCAAGGGGAGGGCGAGCCGUGCGGCCGCAAGGACGAUCUGCCCUGCGGGGACGGGUUGGAGUGCAAGCACCCGUCCGGAAAGAGACUAUCCAAAGGCGUGUGCCAGUGCAGGUACAGCAGUAAAGUUUGCGGCAGCGACGGGAACACGUACGGCAACAUCUGCCAGCUGAAGGCGGUGAGCAGGAAAGCGCUGCAGCAGGGUCUGCCCGCGGUCACCAACGCGCACAAAGGACCGUGCGAAAACAAUCAAGGUCCCACACAUCCCAACAGCCCGAGAUACAAAUUCAACUUCAUUGCUGACGUGGUAGAGAAGAUCGCCCCUGCUGUGGUGCACAUUGAGCUGUUCCUCAACCACCCUCUGUUUGGUCGGACGGUCCCACUGUCAAGCGGUUCUGGAUUUGUGAUGUCAGAAACUGGGUUAAUCGUGACAAAUGCCCAUGUGGUGUCCAGUACAACAUCAGUCUCGGGUCAUCAGCGUCUCAAAGUUCAGAUGCGAGAUGGAGACGUGUAUGAAGCCACAAUCCAAGACAUAGACAAGAAGUCAGACAUUGCCACCAUCAAAAUAAACCCACAGAAAAAGCUGCCCGUGUUGCUGCUGGGUCACUCUGCAGACCUGCGGCCGGGCGAGUUUGUGGUGGCUAUCGGCAGCCCGUUUGCCCUGCAGAACACAGUGACGACAGGAAUCGUCAGCACUGCACAGAGAGAUGGGAAAGAACUGGGGCUCCAGGACUCAGACAUGGACUAUAUCCAGACUGACGCCAUCAUCAACUAUGGCAACUCAGGUGGACCACUUGUUAAUUUGGAUGGAGAGGUGAUAGGAAUCAACACACUGAAAGUAGCUGCAGGAAUCUCCUUUGCCAUUCCUUCAGACAGAAUCACUCGCUUCUUAAAUGAUUCUCUGGGAAAGCAAAACAAGGAGACAAGAUCCGUGAAAAAGCGUUUCAUUGGAAUCCGAAUGCUCACCAUCACAGACGCUCUGGUGGAAGAGCUGAAGCAGCAGAAUCCUGAUUUCCCUGAUGUCAGCAGCGGGAUCUUCGUCCAUGAGGUGGUUCCUCACUCGCCUGCUCAGAAAGGGGGCAUCAGAGACGGUGACAUCAUUGUUAAAUUAAACGGAGAGCCUCUGCUGAGCACCAGUGACCUGAAGGAGGCGCUAAACCAAGACAUGACCCUUUUGCUGGAGGUGCGACGAGGAAACGACGACCUGCUCUUCAACAUCGAGCCUGACAUCAUCAUGCAGUGAAGUCAUCAUUUGCAAGAAUGUGAACCACCAAACCUACACUUAAGACAUUGAGUUUUUAAGUCAGUAAUGUGCUGUCAUGGCUAAGAGGACGUUUAAUCCUUCUAUGAAACACCAAGUACAUAUUUGACAAGCUGAGAGGAAUCUAACCUUGAGAUUUUUAUUUUUUUCAAUCUCAGUCAUGUCAAGUCUGCCUAAAAAAUUUUAUAUGAACGGCUUUUCAUUUCUUUAAAGCAGAGAAAGAUUUAUCUGAAUCUGAAAAGUACAGUACUGUAUUUUAUAGAAGACAACAAAGCUGGUGAUAUUUUUGAAGUUUCGUAGCAGAAAUAUUUGGCAAUGCACAAUAAAAUGUUUAGCUUAAGAUGACUUUCCAUUUAAGAAAUAUUAUUUCAAAAAAUAAAUGUCCACCUCAUAAAUAAUGAAUACAUAGAAAAAAAUACAAACAUUUAUGAUGAUGAUGGUUAUCUUAAUCUUUUAGCAUGUGGAUUCUCUUCUCGUUUCGUUAAACGUCUCAAAAUGUUUUUGUUUUGUUUGCUGAAACUUCAUUGUGGAACCGGUGGCAAGAAUCAAUUGCUGUGCAAGUUUUUUUUGUAUAUAAAUUUUGUAUCACUUGUGUCUUCUUUACAUGUAAUCUAUCAUCAGAUUGUCCAUGUUCAUGUUCCUGUUUGUCUAAAAUGUUUACAGCAUAUCAUGUCUUGAUUGUCAUGUCUACAAAUAUGCUCAUAUUUUUUGGUUCUCUUCAGCUGGAUCUAUGAAAGUUGGACCAAUGAAAUAAAACUUUCUCAGAAAAUU
Molecule: messenger RNA, 2538 nt
Organism: Danio aesculapii
Lineage: Eukaryota; Metazoa; Chordata; Actinopteri; Cypriniformes; Danionidae
Gene: htra3b
Product: HtrA serine peptidase 3b
Exons: 9
Coding region: 346-1749 (467 amino acids)
Biological process (GO): proteolysis
Cellular component (GO): extracellular region
Molecular function (GO): protein binding; serine-type endopeptidase activity
Source: RefSeq, a predicted model, not a curated record